Molecule: messenger RNA, 908 nt
Organism: Aspergillus japonicus CBS 114.51
Lineage: Eukaryota; Fungi; Ascomycota; Eurotiomycetes; Eurotiales; Aspergillaceae
Exons: 2
Coding region: 197-883 (228 amino acids)
Source: RefSeq, a predicted model, not a curated record
GACGUCGUCACUCCUUUCUCCAACAUCAUCAUCAUCAUCCUCAGCUCCAGCUUCAGCUUCAUCGUCCCCGAGUCUAACUCCUCGAGCCUCUCAUCUUGAUCAGCUUCGUCCUUAGCUCGUUCCAAUCUACAUUAUCCAUCUCUAACUCAACCAUCCACCCCAACCACCCAAUCAAUCAAUCAAUCAAUCAAUCACAAUGGCCAUCCUCGCAAAGGUUUCUUCCCUGGCUUGCUGCCUCAUCGCCUGCCUGUUCUUCUCCUCGAUCAUCCAGGCCCUCCCCGUCCCCGGCUCCAACCCACCAUCCGGCGUCUCCUCCAUCGGAUUAGCAGCCCGCUCACCGCGCGAAAUCCCCAACAGCGACGAAGAACAAGGUCUCCUGAACGGCCUGCUCGAAGCCAUCGGCCUCCCCAGCCUCUCCAAGCUCACCCACUGGAAAGACACCGCCGAGCCUCAAAGCUCCCAUCCCAACGACGCAGAGGACACCGAUGAUUCAGAUGCCGACUCCCGCGACGCAAACCCCCCGGCCGAGUCCGACACCGACGCCGAGGAUGCCGACGCCGACGCCGACCCCCACGCGCACGCCCACUCCUUCAUCCCGGAUUACUACAAGAACUUCAAGGACCACUGGACCCCGGCCAUCGACGACGGCAACAGCCUCACGCCGACGGUAGACUCGGUCGGCGACGACAUCGACAACGACGACGACCUGGACAACGUCAACAACGGCCUGCUCGCCCCGCCGGCGUCCACCCCCUCCCACAGCAAGACCGACGACCUCCCCAAGCCCACCGAGGACCCCAAGGGGUUCAUCAGCUCGCUCACGCAGCGGCUUUCGGACGCGCUGAAGGCGGCGUUCGACAGUCGAGAUGAGUUGACUCUCUGAUAAACGGGUCGGGCAUCAGAUCGCU